Messenger RNA from Arabis nemorensis, 1473 nucleotides. The record is from the annotation of a GenBank genome assembly. Lineage: Eukaryota; Viridiplantae; Streptophyta; Magnoliopsida; Brassicales; Brassicaceae.
AUGGAAACUUCUGAAAAAAUCUCUAAACUCCAUUUCUUGCUCUUCCCUUUCAUGGCUCAUGGCCACAUGAUACCAACUCUUGACAUGGCUAAGCUCUUUGCCACCAAAGGAGGUAAAUCCACAAUCCUCACUACACCUCUAAACUCCAUUCUCUUCGAAAAACAAAUCAAAUCAUUCAACCACGAGAACCCAAAACUCGAAAACAUCACAAUCAAGAUCCUCAAUUUCCCAUGCACAGAGCUCGGUUUACCCCAAGGGUGCGAGAAUACCGACUUCAUCUUCUCAAGCCCUGACCUAAGCAAAGGUGACUUGAAUCUUAAGUUUCUACUCUCGAUGACAUAUUUCGAAGAGCAGUUAGAACAGCUCAUGGAGACAAUGAAACCAGACUGUCUAGUCGCCAAUAUGUUUUUCCCUUGGGCAACUAAAGUCGCUGAGAAGUUUAACGUGCCAAGACUUGUGUUCCACGGCACAGGCUUCUUCUCUUUGUGUGCUUCUCAUUGCCUAAGGCUCCAUAAGCCAUACAAGAAGGUAGCCUCGAGUUGCGAGCCCUUUGUGAUUCCUGAUCUCCCAGGAGACAUUGUGAUUACGGAGGAACAAGUCAUAGAGAAAGAUGAAGAGUCUGUUAUGGGGAAGUUUAUGAAGGAGAUCAGAGAUUCAGAGAGAAAUAGCUUUGGAGUGUUGGUGAACAGCUUCUACGAGCUUGAACCGGCUUAUUCCGAUUUUUUCAAGAGUUUUGUGGCGAAAAGAGCGUGGAAUAUCGGUCCGCUUUCAUUAGGGAACAGAGAGUUCAAGGAGAAAGCAGGAAGGGGAAAAAAGGCAAGCAUUGAUGAGCAUGAAUGUAUGGAAUGGCUUGAUUCCAAGAUAUGUGAUUCAGUGAUUUACGUGUCCUUCGGAACCCUGACGAGCUUCAACAACGAGCAGCUUAUAGAGAUUGCAUCUGGUUUAGAAAUGUCAGGACAUGAUUUUGUCUGGGUGGUUAAGGAAAAUGGCAGCCAAGGGGAGAAAGAAGAGUGGUUACCAGAGGGGUUCGAAGAGAGGACGAAAGGGAAAGGAUUGAUAAUCCGCGGGUGGGCGCCGCAAGUGUUGAUACUUGACCACCAAGCGAUUGGUGGAUUUUUGACGCAUUGUGGAUGGAACUCGCUUCUGGAAGGCAUUGCAUCAGGAUUGCCAAUGGUGACAUGGCCUGUGGGAGCCGAGCAGUUCUACAACGAGAAAUUGGUGACACAAGUGUUGAAAACAGGAUUGAGUGUGGGAGUGAAGAAGAUGGUGAAAGUUGUUGGUGAUUUCAUUAGCGGAGAAAAAGUGGAGAAAGCAGUAAGGGAUGUGAUGGUUGGAGAAGAGAGGAGAAGUCAUGCAAAUGAGUUAGCGGAAAUGGCGAAAAACGCGGUGAAAGAAGGAGGAUCUUCAGAUAUUGAGUUGAAUAGGUUGAUGGAAGAUCUUAAGGUGGUUAAAUUCCAAAAUGAGAAUGGAUAA